This is a messenger RNA of Fimicolochytrium jonesii, 1614 nucleotides long. RefSeq names its product SNF2 family N-terminal domain-containing protein. Bases 1 to 1614 code for a protein of 537 amino acids. The transcript is spliced from 16 exons. Lineage: Eukaryota; Fungi; Chytridiomycota; Chytridiomycetes; Spizellomycetales; Powellomycetaceae. Gene Ontology annotation, molecular function: ATP-dependent chromatin remodeler activity; ATP binding. The record is from RefSeq and is a predicted model, not a curated record. Gene Ontology annotation, cellular component: cytoplasm.
AUGACAAUCACCUUACUCCCGCAUCAGCUCGAAGGCGUAGCAUGGCUGAAGAGCAGGGAGGAGAGCACGAACGCGGGGGGUAUCCUCGCCGAUGACAUGGGACUGGGGAAGACGAUCCAAACGAUCAGCCUGAUACUGGCAAAUCGGUCGAAGGAUGCGAAGUGCAAAUCCACGCUGGUUGUUGCACCCUUGGCGUUGAUUAAGCAGUGGGAGCUUGAGGUUCAGACGAGGACCAAGAAAGGGUCGUUGAGCGUUCUCGUGUAUCAUGGGCCGAGCAGACCUAAAGAUAUCGCAAAGCUUCGGGCGACCGAUGUUGUCAUUACCACUUAUCAAGUGGUGGCAUCCGAGUACCCUGACGGGCUUCUGUAUAAGAACAAAUGGUUCCGUGUUGUACUGGACGAGGCGCAAACGAUCAAGAACAAAAAGACGAAGAGUGCGAUUGGAUGCUGCGCGCUGGAGGCCGACCGCAGAUUUUGUCUCUCAGGAACGCCAUUGCAAAACAAUAUCGACGAAUUCUAUAGUUUCCUAAAGUUCCUGCGCUUUAGACCCUUCCAUGAUUAUGCAAUGUUCAAGAGGCAGAUCUCAGAACCCAUGUCACGAGGCCGCUCUGUCCUCGCGUACAAUCGGUUACGCGCGAUCUUUCAAGUCAUCAUGCUCCGACGGACAAAGGCAUCCAAGAUUGACGGCAAACCGCUGUUGCAGCUUCCGGCUCGCAAUGUGAAUAUCGAAAAGGUGUCACUUGGCCCGGACGAGCUUGAGUUUUACACGACGCUGGAGACGAGAAUCAAGAGCACGUUAAAAGGGUUCCAACAGGAUGGAUACGGCAAGAACUUCACGAACAUUUUGGUUUUGCUUCUUCGUUUGCGUCAAGCAUGUGAUCAUCGCCAACUCGUCGGCCUGGGCGUGGACAAAGAGGGAGAAGUGCAACCUGACAAAGGCGCUGACCUCGACGACGACGUCGAUGAGAUGAUAAUCCAGGAUGCGCCAGCUGGCCAGAAGGAGUGUAAUACCUGUGCGAAGACAUUGGAACGGACGUGGGAUGGAAAGGUUAAAACAGAGGAGGCAGACGCGAAAUGGGUUUCAUCAGCGAAGGUCGACAAGGUAAAUGUCACCGCAUGUAUAGUCUCGACAUCGUCUGAUGCUAAACCUGCCCACAAGAUCAUCAUCUUCUCUCAGUUCACGAGCAUGUUGAACAUUGUGGAGAAACCGUUGAAGCGCAAGGGAUACAAGUUUUGCCGAUACGACGGAUCAAUGAAGAAUGCGCAUCGCGAGGAGGCGCUCGAGCGAUUGAGGAGCGACCCGGAGACCAAGAUAUUGCUCAUUUCUUUGAAGUGCGGCUCCUUAGGGUUGAAUCUUACGGCUGCUAACCGCGUUAUCAUGCUGGACAUGUGGUGGAAUCCCGCGCUGGAAGAUCAAGCCAUUGAUCGCGUGCAUAGGAUCGGGCAAACGAAGGAUGUAGAAGUCAUCCGCUUGGCAGUGGAGAACACGGUCGAGGAUCGUAUUCUAGCGCUCCAGGAACGAAAGCGAACGAUGAUCGAGUCGGCGCUAGGUAACACGAAGGGCAAGAAGAACCAGAAGCUCUCGGUCAACGAGCUGCUUCAGCUCUUCGGAUAG